Molecule: messenger RNA, 1041 nt
Organism: Moneuplotes crassus
Lineage: Eukaryota; Ciliophora; Spirotrichea; Euplotida; Euplotidae
Source: the annotation of a GenBank genome assembly
UUUUGCCACUCUCUGCUACUUUCCUGCCCCUCAUGCCUUCACUACCAUCUCUUCGGCUUAUCACACCAGAGGCGUUUAAAGCCUGACAGACCAAGCUCAAUAGUCGAGCCUCAGCUUAAUUUUGACCUAAAAGUUUUAAAAUUUGUAGCUGAAUGUCAAGAAAUUUAGGAAUUUUUAAGCUAUUGGCUGUACAGAGUCUAGGCGAGGCUCUAUAGGAAGAAUGGGAAUUUUAGGAUGUCUGGAAGAAGCAUGCAGGCUCACCACAGCCUGCAAAGGUCAAAAUUGACCUCCUCAAGAGGUCAGAAUCUGAGCCAACCUCAAGCCCACCAAAGCCAACAGAUCCUUCUUCAAAAUCCCAUGAAGAAGAAAUACUAACUCUAAAGAAAUAACUACGAGCAGACGAUAAAGAAACUAGAGACUAAACUCACUCGUUCUAAAGAGAUUUUCAAUGAGAAAAUGUACAUAAAAGAUAGAAAAAUCAGUGAAUUAGAGAACUCAGAUUCCCUUUCUGCCACUGGGAGUCUCAAGGAUGCAGAUAUUGCAGCUAUUUCUGAUAAGAUCCGGUCUGAGUACAUCCAUGCAAUAGAGACUUUAGAGACCAACCUCAGCAACCUUCGUGUGAAAUACCAAUCUGAAGUUGAUGGAAGGAAAGAAGACUUUCUUAAGCAUAAAGAAGAAACUCGAGACUUGAAAAGAAAGAUACAGGUGCUCAAGGAAUCAACAGAUCCUGACAAAGUGAAGGAUACAGAGUUAAAGGACCAACUCUUAGCCGUUAAAGCACAAAAACUUCAGCUUGAAGAAGAGAAAGAGCUGCUGAAUUCCAUAGUGGCUAGUACAAAAGCAGCAUGGGCUCAAAGUGAGCUGGAAAAAGAGGAAAUUCAAAUGAAAUAUUCUAAGAAGGAAGAAGAGGUGAACCUCUAUAGAGACAAAAUAGCUGAACUUGAGUUACAAGUCAUGAGAGGCAAACAAGAUCUUGAAGAUCUAAUGGAAACAAUGGAGGGAUAACAUCUUUCCUUAAUAAAAACCCACCAUCCAAUUUAA